GGCAUUUUCUGUGGAGCAGGAAGAGGAGCAGCGAAGGAGUCGAAGGAGAUUUGAUAUCCUCCUUUUUUUUAUUUUGAAAUAAUAAAAUCGGGUUUUUGAGAUCCCGACGACAUUCACACGAUGGUUGUGGUGACAGCAGGGCCCGGAGGAGCCCAUAAAGUGCUUCUCAUUUCUCCUUCUUCCUCUUCACACUCCAGCGAGUGUAAUGUCGGUGCGCCUCUACGCAAAAGGCAGAGACUUACUCAUCUCAGUCCUGAGGAAAAAGCACUUAGGAGGAAACUGAAAAACAGGGUCGCAGCACAGACAGCAAGAGACAGAAAAAAGGCCAAAAUGGGAGAACUGGAGCAACAAGUCCUGGAACUGGAGCUUGAAAAUCAGAAACUCCAUCUGGAGAACCAGUUGUUAAGGGACAGGACAAGCGAUCUGAUGAACGAGAACGUGGAGCUGAGACAGAGGCUGGGGUUGGACACCCUGGUCAGGAAAGAGAAGGUGCAGGUGUUGGAGUCCGGAGCGAGCGAUUUGGUUUUGCUGAACGGGUCUUCUGAGAGCAGCACUCAGGCUACGUGUGCCUCCGCAGCAGGUGCAGGCCCAGCAGUCAUCAAAGCCGAAGAGUUCACCCUGGAUCCUCACACUCCUGACACUGCAGACUCUGAGUCUGAUCUCUUACUUGGCAUUCUGGACAUCAUUGAACCAGAGCUGUUCCUCAAAGAAGCUCAAGAGCCGAACCUCGCUCAGCAGCUCCUUCAGAUCGGAUCAGCCUCAGGUCCGCUACCUGCCUCCUCACCUGGAGCUGUGGGGGCCGCACCAGUCAAGCUGGAGGCCCUUAAUGAACUGAUUCAGUUUGACCACAUUUACACCAAACCGGUGGUAGUGGAGGAGGAGGAUGAGGAGGGGCAUGAUGAUGAUGAGUAUGAUGAUGAUGAGGAGGAUGAUGAAGAAGAAGAAAAGGAGGGCAGCUACGAAGAAACCAUCGCAGACCAGCAGGACACCAUCGUCUUCUCGACUUCCUCCGAAGACGAGGAAGUGGAGGUGGAAGUCGAAACCGUGUCUAUAAAGGACGAGCCGGAGGAAGUGACCAUCCCCGCGAUGGACACCGAAUCGACCGGGGUCGAAGACUUCCUGUCCGAGGCGUCCUCGUGCUUCGGAGGCUAUGACAAGACGGCGGCGUACCUGAUGUCCGACGCAUACAGUGACUCUGGAUACGAAAGAUCCCCUUCCCCUUUCAGCGACAUGUCGUCCCCGCUUUGCUCCGACGGCUCCUGGGACGACGUGUUCGCCAACGAACUCUUUCCGCAACUCAUUAGCGUCUAAAAAAAAGAAAAAAGAAGAAAUGAAUAAAUAAACCAAUCUUUUGGUUGUUAAGAGUAAUCCUGGCUUCAUCAAGAGAUCUCUACAUGUCUCUUUAAUGUACAGUCGACAAUUUCCUUUUUAUUUUGUUUAUAAAUUAAAUAAAAUCCCCCCUCCUAUUAUCAUAACGCAAAAAAAAAAGCUAUUUGUUGUUUUGUGGGAAACAGACGCUACAGAAUGUAGCGACAGGAUGAAUCCAUGAUACAUGUACAGUAUUCUUGUCUGAGGGAAAAGACUGGGAAGUUCCACGGGGGGGAAGAUUUUCAUAUAAAAAAAGUAUGUAUUUAUUUGUACCUUGUUCCAGAGUCCUGUAUCGUAAUCUUUCUGCUUUCUUAAUUUUUUUAGUAGCGCCCUCCUUAUGGAAUCAUUUAAUUAAAGAAAUUCUGCAUCGCA
Messenger RNA from Clarias gariepinus (North African catfish), 1740 nucleotides. RefSeq names its product X-box binding protein 1 (gene xbp1). Lineage: Eukaryota; Metazoa; Chordata; Actinopteri; Siluriformes; Clariidae. Gene Ontology annotation, cellular component: nucleus. The record is from RefSeq and is a predicted model, not a curated record. Gene Ontology annotation, molecular function: RNA polymerase II transcription regulatory region sequence-specific DNA binding; DNA-binding transcription factor activity, RNA polymerase II-specific.